Molecule: messenger RNA, 9177 nt
Organism: Haliaeetus leucocephalus (bald eagle)
Lineage: Eukaryota; Metazoa; Chordata; Aves; Accipitriformes; Accipitridae
Gene: FOCAD
Product: focadhesin
Exons: 46
Coding region: 307-5721 (1804 amino acids)
Biological process (GO): regulation of post-transcriptional gene silencing
Source: RefSeq, a predicted model, not a curated record
AGUGUCUUAAGUCUUGACCUAAUCUUUACAGCUUUCAUGCCUUCAGUGCCAAAAAGCAAGACGCUAGGGUAAGAAAAGGUGGAUGAAAUGUUGAUGGUACUCUGACAACAGUGCUGGUAAUCAUCUUCUGUGAUCUGUUUCUUUGGGAGUGCAAAGUCAGCAGAGAGAAAGUUCCUGUGUGCUUGUGGGUGCCUGCAUAUUUCAACUUACAGAGAAGAGGUUUUUUGUCAAGUGUUCCAGCCCCUAACUAUAGUUACCAUUUACAGUCUCACAGAGUGAGAGUUAGUGUCAUAGGACAGAGCCAAAAUGUUGGAUGACAUCAAGAAGCGUUUUGAAUUUCCUAAUGCAUUUAUUCAGUCACAGGCAGUGGGUCAUCUGAUUGCUGUAAUAUUGCAAGAAAAUGUUUCUUCGGAGAAGAUCAGACAGGCGUCUGACCAGACUCCUGCUCUGAACUUGCUUUGGGAGAAGUGCUGCAGUGAGAAUGCUGCCUUGCGAACAGCCUGCUCUGAGGGGUUGGUGGCACUUGUUGAAGAGAAACAUGCUGAGCUCAACUAUGUUCUUCAUGGAGCUCUCAACCUAAUUCCCUCAGCAAGGAAUGUGCAUGGUUUAAUAAGAACUAUUUGGAAAUUACUACAAAUUCAAGCUAUUCAACUGGGAAAAGAUGGAGAUGAGGCUGUUUGGAAUCUGUAUGGAAUCAGGAACGGUCCUCAUCCAUUAAUCAGUGUCCUUGAAAACAGACCUGAUUGCUGGCCAGUUCUGCUGCAGCAGAUAACAGUAUUUUUCCAUCAGUGUCCAGAGAGGGCACAGAGUUCAUGUGUUGGCUUAAUGGCUCCCUUUCUAAGAUACCUGUAUUGCGAACCAUCUCAGUUACGGGAAUAUGCUGAACUGCGAAUGGGUUUACUUAAGAUCUUGCUUCAGCCUCAUGGUCCAAAGCACAAAGAAGCACCCUCUGUGCUGGAAUGCCAGAUUCUUCAACUUCUGUGUGAUUUGAUUCCACGCCUUCAGCUUAAAGACUUACUGCAAGUUACAGAAGCCUUGUUUUUUCUGCAAGAGCUAUUCCUCAGCCUACUGCGCUAUCCUGUGUUUUGGAAAGUUCAGUUAUCCCAGUUUUGUCUGCAACUGUUAUGCUUCUGUGAAGUGUGUUUAAAUGCAACAGGAGAAUGCUCAUCUUUGAUCUCCUUAAUAGAAGACAACUUUGAGCUCUUAAAAGAGGUGUUUCCAGUGGAACAAUGUAUAAUUGGGCUAGCGCUUCUACUGUUGCAAACACCAGAAAGUCAGCAAAAAUCUGUCUUGAGUCUAGCCUACAAGCUCCUUUGCUGUUCAGAAACCCAGAAUAUCUCAACUACAGCCCUUAUUUUGGUGAUGCCUGUGCUGCAGAUCUUAUCUUCUACAGCAGUUGGGGACUGCCUAUCAGAUGAUGAUUCUGGAACGACCAGGCAGCAGCUGGCUGUAAAUCUUUUGGGAAUAUUACAGGAGGAAGGUGUGAAGGAUAAAAAGGAAUUGGUGUCCUUCAAACUCCUUUUCCCCAUAACCAGCUCUUACAGCUCAUUGUAUACAACCUGUAAGAUCAUAGAGCUUAUGAAAGAGAAGUCUGCGGUUACUAACUGGUUAUCUUCAGUGAAAUCACUGCUGCCUGUUACAACUCGAGUCCCUGCCCAUGUUUUUCUGCUGCUGGCUUACCUACUGAUCCAAGAAAAUGGAGACAUUCUUCGUGAUGUACUCCAGGCUACUACGGAAAUAGCCAAGGCUGAUUGUUCUCAGGUCCCAAAUCUGAUCCCAGUUCUGAUAUUUAAAUUGGGAAGACCUUUGGAGCCUGCACUUUACAGGGAUAUAUUGUAUACGUUGCCUACAUUGGGUGUACACAAGGUUUGUGUAGCUCAGAUUCUACGUGCCAUACACAUACUGGGGAGCACGCCAAAGCUUAGAGCAGUCACUUUGCGGCUGAUGACAUCCUUAUGGGAAAGACAGGAUCGAAUUUACCCAGAAUUGCAGAAGUUCUUGGCAAUGUCUGAUAUGCCCUCUUUGUCUGUUGACAAAGAUACUCAAUGGGAAAAAAUUAUUGCUAAAGCUGCUUGUAUAAGAGAUAUAUGUAGGCAGAGGCCAUAUCAGCACGGAGCAGACAUGUUGGCUGCAAUUUGCCAGGUAUUAAAUGAAUGCACAAAACCUGAUCAAGCUUCACCGGCUGCCAUAGUGUUACAGGGUCUUCACGCACUUUGUGAGGCUGAGGUUGUUUGCAUCCGUUCUACAUGGAAUUCUCUGUCACCAAAGUUGAGCUGUGAUACAAGACCCCUCAUUUUAAAAGCACUGAAUGAAUUGUUUGCCCUGGUUCCCUCGUUAACAGUGAAUACAAACGAAUACGAGAAAUUCAAAGCUCAAGUUAUCAGCUUCCUUUGGAAAAACACACAAAACAAGGAUGCUGUUGUAGCCAUUUCAGCCUAUAAAUCACUCUCAUCAUUCGGCUCUGAAGAACAUACAAUUCUUCAUCUUCCUGAACAGGCACGACCAGAAGUUGACUCACUGGAGGAGGCAGACAUGAAUGAAGAUGAAGAAGAGGAAAAGGAGGCAGAUCUUUUUGUUCCGGGUUCUUCGUAUAUCAAGUUGUUAUCUCUAAUGCCAGCUUCUGUUUUAGGAGCAUUUGAAGAGUUUGCAACAUCCCUUGUGAAACAGGAGAUGACCAACAUGCCGCGUGGUGUGUAUCAUUCAGCCUUGAGAGGAGGGACCACACACUCAGACCAGGGGAAGACCAUGGCAAGUGUUCCAAACUUCUUACUGAAAAUGUACGAGAGGAACAACCAACCAGGCAUGACGCCAGGCCUUGCAGCUGGCAUGUUGUUGUGUUACGACCUUCCAAUCCAUAUGGGCAAAGAUGGCAAGCCUAUAAAUCGAUUUCUGGCCAGCAGAGGACGCAAUUUCCAGCAAAUGUUGGUAGCCCUCAUUCAUGAGGUUAACAUUCAACCUUCUGAAUGGCACCGCUCCAUACUGCUGCCACAGUCCUGGUUAGGAUUUAUGAGUCGAACCUACAGAGCAGUCCUGCAGGGGAGGCAGGCAGAGCUGGAGAUGCAGUUAAAACAUGGAAAAGAGGAUCCUGAAGAGGUGCAGUACAAACAAUUUACAGCCUGGCUGUGGGUCAGAGAUAUGUUGACUGAUGUCAUCAAAGGUGCUUCCAAAGACAGCCCAGUGGUGAAAGGAAACUCUAUUUUUGCCUUAACUGGUCUUGCAGUUGCUGUAGCCAAAUACGAAAGCAGCCUUUCCUCAGACACUGAAGUGAUGCCUGAGACUGAAUCUGAUUUUCUUCCCACAAAACACUGGAUUUCUAUGGUCACAGAGACCCUUUUUAGUAUUGUGAAUAGCCGGUAUCACCCUAAAGGUCAAGUCUUCACAUGGUUCUACCAGAAGUCCUAUUCAGGUGAAAAUACUGCUGGUAUUAUAGCUCGUUCCUGUGCAGCCACUGCUUUGUCUCUCCUGGUGCCAGUUUUCAUUGUAUCAUGCAAGGAGAAGAUUGAGGAGGUCCUGAAUAUGCUGACUGACAGGUUACCUGGGAAACCAAAUGCUGAUGAGUCUCAAGCUGUUCAAAUCCACAUGGGCCUUGGUUUGGGGAUGUUUAUCUCACGUUUGUAUGAAGAAAAAGUCAGUGAUGUACCUGGUCAACAGAUGAACUUAGUUCUAAUGAAGUCCCUGGAUGCACUGGAAGACUGCUGCUUUGACACCAGCCUGGAGUUCAACACUGGAUGUAUUUUGGGAGUAGGACUUGUUCUUUCCCUUAUGAGUCACAGUAGCCAAACAGAAUCGCGAGUGCAUGUUUCCGCUUCAUUUCAAAAACUCUGUAAAUACCUGGACAGCAGUGAGGACCAAAGCAGAUGGGUCCAGGAGGUACUUGCCUAUUCUGUGGCCUGUUCCUGUGUCUCUGCUUUCAGUGUUGGAAUCAUAGAAGCAGCUGAGGCUGAGGAGGCCAUGAAUAAGCUACGGACCUUAGUGGAAAAUAAUCAGCAGACCCACGGUUUUGCUUUAGCUCUAGGCGCAAUAGUACAUGGAUUGUCAGCUUGUGGUCAUGGGAAAGCCGAAGACCUGAGUAACAGACUAAUGCCAACCUGGAUAAAAAUUGUGCUUGCAGAGGGUUCUCCAACAAUGCACCGUCUGGCUGCUGUCAGUGGGCUGGUUGCACUGGUGGGUUCUGAAGGAGGCAUGAUAGAGCUGAAAUCUGAGAGCAUUCAGUCCUCUCAGUUUCAAAGUAAGCUGAAUGAAGUCAUCAGAACCCUUACACAGAUAAUCAGUUUUUCAGGGCAGGUUGGCCUUCAGACAAAUGCAGCCGGACUUUUGGGACGCCUUCAUAUGUCCUGUUUGUCUUCUACCCAAAACAGGGCAUCCGUUCCUCCAGAUUUUAGCUACUUGCCUGAAACCAGCUUUAUCAGGGCAGCCAUUGACUUUGCCAUUGAAAGUGGAAAGAAAGGCCCUGAAUCUGUCCCAGCUGAGCUGGUGAAAGUAGCACUGGCACCCAUUGCAUUAGUUGGAGAAAGCCAUCAGUAUCCACCUGUAAACUGGGCAUCCAUUCUUUCUCCUUUGAUGAGGCUAAACUUUGGCGAUGAGGUAAAACAUCUCUGCCUUCAACUGGCUGUGACACAGGCCCAGUCAUCUCAAAAUGCAGCAAUCCUUUUGGGGAUGUGGGUGGCACCUCCCCUUGUCUACAGUCUCAGUAUGAAAACCCAGAAAUACCUUUUCAUGUCCCUGCCUCUGUGGAUGAAACAUGUUGCAGAAGACAAACUACAGUCUUUUACAGAAGUGUUUGUGAUACAACAAUUCGAGGUGAAGAACCGCACCAAAAAACCAGAAAUUUGCCAGUGUGUUUUACAGGGGCUCAUGCAGGCAAUGAAACUUCCAAACCCUGCCCAGUACUGCUGGAGCUUUUUGUGCCAGGCUGUGGAGAAAAUAUUUGAGCUUCUACCAAAUGAAGUUCAGAGAGGUGAACUGGAGAUGUAUAUUGAUGUAGCAAAAUGUAUCUCAGAAAUGGCUGAUUCAGAGAUUGAUCACAUUUUCCAGAUCUCUAAGAACAAUAUAGAGAAGGCCACAUUCACGAAAGUGUAUUUAAUUUCUCAAGGCAGACUGCCUCUGAUGAACUUGAGUGCCGUGAUUGAUACUGUGGCAGGAUAUCACCAGAAAGAAAGUAUUUUAUGGAUGCUCUUGCAUGGUUUCUAUCAUGCUCGUAUUGUGAACCAUGAAAACACAGGAGUGCUGAAAAGAAUGGACUGGCUGCUAGACUUGAUGGGCUACAUCAGAAACCUAGCAUACCAGUCAACACCCUUACAAAAUGUCAAUCUUAAAGAGUGCAUAGAUUUCCUUCUGUGGCUGUUUGCAGCUUCUGUGGUGGCCUGGGCUGACCAUGGUGCACCAUUACUGCUUGGCCUUAGUGCUAACUGGUCACCAUGGAAGCACCAAAUGGUAUUACCAGAAUUAUCUGAGAAUCACGUUGGCAGGCACCCCACUGACAAGCUUGCUGUGCAAGAGACUCUCACUCUCCUUCCAAGCAGCAUUUCCCUUUUGCUGGCUAAAGAGGUUUGGAAAGAACAAACACAGAAGUUUAUUGACUGGCUGAUCAAUAUGAUGGAAAGUCCUAAGGAAGCAUUAUCAGAAUCUUCCAUGGACCUGCUGAAAGUUACACUUCUGGCCUUGAGAUCUCUUGCAGAGUUCAAGAAGAAGGCAGUGUGGACUAAAGCAUAUGGGUGGUAGCUGCAUACUGUAUCUUGUCAAAUGAAGAAAACUGUUCAUACCUGAAAGCGUAAUAUUACAACUCGGGCAUCAAGAAGACCAAUUUCAAAGAGAUUUCCGAUCAGAAGGUUUUGGAUUAUUUUUUUUCCCCAUCCUUUUACCUCCUCCCAAAGACUCAUAAGAUGAAAAACAGUGUUUUGUUUAUCACUGAUGGGGUGUUGUUCUUUAACAAACUAUGUAGCAUGGUUUGGGCUCUACUGAUUAUAAAUGAGAAACACACAUUCAAUGGUUUCAGUUGAGUUGUUUCAAUGACAGCUGGAAGCCUCGAAAGCUGGAGUGGAGUAUUUCUUUUAACUCAUGGAAGCUUUGUAGGAGUGAGUAAAAAAAAAACAACUCGUAAAAUUUGUUUGGAUGUAGCGUAUUUACUAAAGUAUGUUUUAGUGUAACAGACUUCUGAAUGAGCAUUACUUUUUAACUGAUAACUCUUUUUUAGUAAUAACAUGAUGCUCUUGCGCAGUAGUGAGAACACAUUAAAGGUAUAUAAUGUGAGCAGCGUUUCUGAAAGCGGUGGUAUGCUUGUCAAUUUUGCAACAGCUUUAUCAACAUCAUUGAAAUAAGUCAACGAUCCUAAUAGCUGCUAUGUCCCCAGCUCCAGGAUGGUUUCGGUUUUCCUUCCACUUCUAACUGUUCUCGUCUCCUUUACCUUCCUUUGCACAUAAGCAGAGUUUUUCUCUGCCUCUAGGCAAAAAGGACAGACAAUACAGCAACUCUUUUCCACCUUUGCCAUCUUAAAUAGAUUAGCCCCUGCCAUUUUCCUUAUUUAAUACUCUUCUCGUUCUGAAGGAAUAGAGAACUUUUCCACUUUGCGGUCUGGCUAAGACAGACUUUAAAAGGGGGUUUGUAUUUAGCAAUCCUCCUCACUAGAGUAGACAAAAUAACUGAAUAUAAUUGCUUGGGCACUGGUCCGUAAUGUCUUCCAAAGCAGUACUAGUGAGAGCGUUGUUGAUUUUGACCACCUUGCAUGAAAUGUUAUCGCCCUACAUCUAGAAGCCACGCCCUAUUGCAGGAAUUCUCUUUAUUUCAGGACUGAUAACAUCUCCCCUGCAGAAGAAAUUCUCCUCUGACUUCUUUAUGGGCUUUUCUCACGUAACAGGUUACAGUGAGUUUCCCACAGCGAUUAGACAUUUCUUCAGUGAUUAGGUGUGUGGAGGAUUAAUGCAGUACUUGUUUGUAUUUCCGAAAUAGUGUAUAAUAAUGGUAAUUUCCUGCUCUGUAUGCAGCUGUAUACUGAGAAGACAGUCUAAAGGUGAAUGUACAGAAGGAUUCACUGAAAGUGGUUGUCACUGAGUCAGUAUCUCAGUGCAUGACAUUUCCAAUUGUGUGCACUUCUAAGUAACCUCUAACAAAGCCAAAUAUGUCACGUUUAAUGGUGCCAUCUCUAGUGUACUGUUUCAAACUAACUUACACCUUUACUCAUCUGAGUUUGCAUAUGUAUUAGCGUUUUAAUUCAGAUUAAAAGUUUGCCUUUUUUUAAAGGGAAUCUCUGGGUAAUGCCCACAUGCUGUGUUUUAGUUUGCAUAGUAGAGAGUGAAUUAAACUAUACUGAUACACAGUAGAAAAGGUAAGCCAAGGGAUGGCAUAGCACUGCUUGAGGGUGGCAAUGCUAACACAGCUCCAGGGAGCAUUGGUUUAGGAGCAUAUCUGAAAUGGUUAUACACUAGUGCAUGCAGUAUGAGAAACAAACAGUAUGAACUGGAAGUGUUGGUCAGUUCCCAGAGCUAUGGUGUCACUGGUAUUGGUGAGACUUGGUGGAAUGAAUCUCAAGACUAGAGUGCUGGAUGCAGGGCUAUAGGCAGUUCAGGAGGGAUAAGCAGGGCAGGCAAGGUGGAGGAGUUCUGCUAUACAUAAGGGAGAGGUUUGACUGUACAGCCCUUACACUUAGGGAUGAUGUGGUUGACAGCCUUUGGGUGAGGAUUAGGAGGAUGGAAAACAAAGCAGAUGUUGUUGUGGGUGUCUACUAUUGUUCACUGAGCCACGAUGAUAGCACUGAUGAUUUAUUCUAUGGGCAAUUAGGAGAAAUCUCUGGAUUGGUAGCCCUUGUAGUUAUGGGAGAUUUCAACUUCCCAGACAUCAACUGGGAAUACCAGACCACUGUCACAAGCAAGUCUGGGGAAUUCCAGAAGUAUGUUGAAGAUAAUUUGUCACAUGCACUCAGUAAGCCAACUAGGAAAGAUGCCCUCUUAGACUUGUUGGUUUUGAAUAGAGGACUCAUGGGAGAUGUGAUGGUAGCUAGCUGUCUUGGCCACAAUGAUCAUGAAAUGGUUGAGUUUAAAUUUUUUGGCAUAAUGAGAAAAAAGGCCAACAGAGUUGCUACCCUGGAUUUCAAGAGAGCAAGCUUAAAGCUGCUCAGCGAGCUAGUUAGCAGUGUGCCCUUGGAAUCUGCGUUUGAGGGCUUAGGGAUCCAUGAGUGCUGCUCAGUUUUUAAGAACCACAUUUUAGAAGCACAGGAGCAGUCAAUCCCAUUGUGCCAAAAGUCAAGCAAGCAGGGCAGAAAACCAGCUUGGCUGAACAGGGAACUCCUCUCAGACCUUAGGCAGAAAAGAAAUUGUAUGAUCUCCAGAAACAAGGUCAGGCUUCACAGGAAGAGUACAGAGCUGUGGUUCACAUGUGUAGGGAGAAAACACAAAAGGCCAAAGUUCAACUAGAGUUGAAACUGGCCAGUGUUGGGUCAGAUAAGAAAAAAUUAUUUUUUGCAUAUGUUAAGAGUAAGAGGAGGUCUAAAGAAGGUAUUGGACCAAUACCUGGUGAAGAUAGUCACCUGACAAACAGAGAUGAAGAAAAGGCAGAGGCCUUCAGUGCUUUUUUUUGCCUCAGUCUUUAAUAAUACUCAUAGACCUUGGGCUGCCUGGUUCUCUUGAGUUAGAGGACAUGUAGGAGCAGUGACUCUCCUUUUGUGGACACUGAAAUUGUAAAUGGCCACUUGCAUCAGCUGAAUCUUUGUAAGUCCCUGGGGCCUGACAGGAUUCAUCCCAGAGUACUGAACGAGCUGGUAGAUGUUACAGCAGGACCCCUCUCAAUCAUCUACCAGAGGUCUUGGGAGUCUGUGGAGGUCCCUGCUGACUGGAAGCUAGCCAGUAUUAUUCUAAUUUACCAGAAGGGCAUGAGGGAAGACCCAGGGAACUACAGAACUCUUAGUCUAACCUGCAGACAGGGAGAUCAUUUACCAUUUACUGUCACAAAAACAGACUUGACUUGGGGAAGAGUAAUUUAUUGCCAACUAAAAAUAGAGUAGGAUGGUAAGAAACAAAGACAAAACUAAAACCACCUUUGCCCCACUCCUCCCUUCUUCCUAACCUCUACUUCACUCCUUCAUUCCUGACUCUUCUACUUCCUCUCUCCCCAAGAAGUGCAGGGUGGGUAGGGAAUGGGGGUGGCAGUCAGUUCGUAAACCUUCAUCUCUGAUGCUUGUUCUUCUUC